UCUCUUUAUCUUAUCAUGCCUUUUUCUUUAAUAAAAAACAUCGAAGCGAUUCAUAUUCUUUACAUAUUAGUCCUAUUAUUUGGCAUUUGGCAAGCUGUGCAGAGAGGGGUCGAAAUUCUGUUAAACGACAUCCCUUCUCUGUUCCUCUCUCUCUCUCUCUCUCUUCUUUGACGACUUUGAUCUUUUUCUUUUCCGUGGGAGUGUGGAGACUGGAGACUGGAGACUGGAGAUCUCUCCUUUUCGUUCAAACUCCACUUGUCCCACCUACUCCAAUUAGGCCUCUAAGUCCUAGCUUCUCCCUCCCCCACUCCGACGUCCGACCCCUGCAUUAUUUUUCCUUUCUUACUGCUCUCUCUCACAGCAAAAGCCUCCAAACAUUUCUUCCCUCCUUUCGUUUUUUUUUUUUCUCUGUUUAAAAGAAAAGGAUGAUUCAGUAAAAGUCGAUAUCGGUUGUUUCUUUCUUCAAUAUAUUUUCAGAUCACAGGGAUCUUGCAGACUCCUAGAAAAUUUUAGCUUUCUGUUCAUCUAAAGAGCUGCAUUUCUUACUUCACUUAUCCGGGUGACUGAUUUCACUAGUCAAUAGAUAUUCCGGCUUCUCGCAGAAACCACCAAUGCGGUUCUCGUGGGUUUAACUGCUUCCAACAUUCUUGUAUUAUUUUUGUAGGGAAUAGGGAUAUUUUCCGAAAGAUGCAUCUUUCUUGUUUAAGUUCCGGAAUCUAAAGGAGCCUUUAGAAAGUUUGGAUCUUUUACCCUCUUCCUUUUCCAAGAACAUGGCGGCCGAGAUUGAAAAGCCGGGCUCCAAAGGCCAGGCAUGGUUCUGUACCACGGGAUUACCUAGCGAUAUUGUCAUCGAAGUCGACGAUAUGACUUUCCACCUCCAUAAGUUCCCUCUGAUGGCGAAAAGCAGAAAGCUUCAUCUGAUGAUAACCGAACAAGAAGCGAACCUUGCUAGAAGACGAGAAGAACUCGAACAAGAAGCAGACGAAGAUGAUGACGAAGGCGAUAUUGAGAUUGAAGAAGAACCGUGCUACAUAUCUCUCCCGGAUUUUCCGGGCGGUUCUGAGACUUUCGAGACCGCCGCUAAGUUCUGUUACGGCGUCAAGAUCGACUUCACAGCUUGGAACGUGGCUCCUCUUCGCUGCGCCGGAGACCAUCUCGAGAUGACCGAGGACUUCUCAGAGCAUAACCUUAUCUCCAAGACCGAAAGGUUCCUCACUCACUCGGUUCUGAGGAACAUAAAAGAAUCACUGAAAACCUUAAAAUCCUGUGAAGCAUUGAUACCUCUGGCGGAGGAGCUGAACAUCCCCCAGAGAUGCAUCGAUUCAAUCGCAGCGAGGGCUUCUUCAACCGAUCCAUCGCUCUUCGGAUGGCCGGUAAACGAGGGAGCCGGCACAGGCUCAGCUAGGUCUCAGAUUUUAUGGAACGGAAUCGAGACGGGAACACGCAGAAGGAAUGGAAGCAAGAGCACCACAGCCAGCAAUGCCGAACCCUUGUCCGAGGAUCUAGGCAUUUUGAGCUUGCCGGUAUUCAAGCAACUGGUUUCCACCAUGAAAUCGAGAGACCUAAGCUCGGAUAUCAUGGAAAGCUGUCUGCUAUCGUAUGCUAAGAGAUCGAUUCCAGGUCUAUCGCGUUCCAACAGGAAGCCACCCUCGGCAACCAUAACUUCGGAUGCGGAGCAGAGAGAGCUGUUGGAGACCGUAAUUACGAAUCUGCCCCAAGGGAGGAGCUGGAAGUCGCGGUCGGGAUCAUCUACAAUGACGCGGUUGCUAUUUGGAUUGUUAAGGACGGCAAACAUAUUAAACGCUUCGGAAGCUUGUCGAGGAGCGUUGGAAAGGAAGAUCGCGUCGCAGCUGGAACAGGCCACGUUGGAUGAUCUGUUGAUCCCGAGCUACUCAUAUCUGAUAGAGACGCUAUACGACGUAGAUUGUGUGGAGAGAAUAUUGGGGUAUUUCUUGGAGGGGUUGGAGACUGGAAUGGACGAUGACGAUGAAGUGGAGGGAGGGAAAACACCGGGAGUAAAUCCGGUGAUGUUGGUAGGGAAAUUGAUGGAUGGGUACUUGUCGGAGAUCGCAUCCGACGCCAACCUGAAGCCGGAAAAGUUUUGGGAACUGGCUGUCGCACUUCCCGACCAAGCCAGGCUCUAUGAUGACGGCCUCUACAGAGCCAUUGAUGUUUAUCUCAAGGCGCAUCCAUGGAUAACGGAGGAAGAGCGAGAAAAGAUAUGUGGAGUGAUGGAUUGCCAGAAGUUGACGUUAGAGGCGUGCACCCACGCAGCACAGAACGAGCGCCUCCCCUUAAGGGCAGUGGUUCAGGUUCUGUUUUUCGAGCAGCUUCAGCUCCGCCAUGCCAUCACCGGCUCUCUCUUCACUGCUGACAUUGUCCAGCCAGAUUCCGCCCGACCAUCUUUCUUACUGCAGCAGCAGAGACAACACGAAACAGGAGAGGAAGAAGGAGAAGGAGGACAGCAGCUACAACAUUAUGAAGAACGGCAACUGGCGUUGGUGCCAUCGGGGGGGCAAGAGAGCGGUAGCAGCAGGACGUGGAGGGCAGCGGUUCGAGAGAACCAGGUGUUGAGGCUGGACAUGGACAGCAUGAGAUCCCGGGUACAUGAGCUGGAGAGGGAAUGCUCCACCAUGAAGAAGGCAAUCGCGAGGAUGGAUAAGCUAGGGGGUUGGAGGAACUCGCUAACCAAGAAGUUAGGAUGCAAGUUCAAGACGCAGGUGUGUGAUUCGCAUGAACGUACAGUGGUGGAAGCCAGGAAGCAGGGAAGACAUCAUCAUCAUCAUCAACCAACGAGCUUCUUGUAGUCUAGUCUGUCUUAUUAUUAUUAUUCUGUAAUCUCUGUACCACUACACUGUAUUUAUUUAUUAUCCCUAUUCAUUAUCAAUGAAUUCAAUUAUAUUU
Molecule: messenger RNA, 2904 nt
Organism: Nelumbo nucifera (sacred lotus)
Lineage: Eukaryota; Viridiplantae; Streptophyta; Magnoliopsida; Proteales; Nelumbonaceae
Product: Phototropic-responsive NPH3 family protein
Molecular function (GO): protein binding
Source: RefSeq, a predicted model, not a curated record